Messenger RNA from Scylla paramamosain (green mud crab), 3896 nucleotides. RefSeq lists its product as uncharacterized. The transcript has 3 exons. Gene Ontology annotation, biological process: positive regulation of voltage-gated potassium channel activity; regulation of synaptic transmission, cholinergic; sleep. Lineage: Eukaryota; Metazoa; Arthropoda; Malacostraca; Decapoda; Portunidae. The coding region runs from base 13 to 633 and encodes 206 amino acids. The record is from RefSeq and is a predicted model, not a curated record.
ACCUAAUUCUUCAUGAUGGAUAACGCCGCUGCCAGCCUGGCGGCGGCCGCCUGGCACCCCGGCCCUCAGUGUGCCGGUGACGGUGGCGGUGGAAAGACCGAGAACUCGGCCAGCGAGCAGCAGAUACAAGCCCAUCGUUCCUUCAACGCUCGCCCUGUGAAGCCCCUGCCACGGUACACCACAGCCACCAACAUGAGGACUCUGCUAGCUCUCGCCGUCAUCGCCACCGUCAUGGGGUCAGGAAUGGCGAUCAAGUGUUACGUGUGCAACAGUCACAUCGACAAGGACUGUGCAACCCUCCCAGCAGACAAAGCCGAUCAGUUUCUUCAACCCUGUGAGAAUCGGAACAACGGAGAGCAAUACAACUUGUGUAGGAAACUUGACAUGUACCUGGACAUGGACUUCGGCGAAAAACACCCAGCGGAGAACCGUAUCCACCGAGACUGCGGCUGGAUGGAGAAGGAGGAAACCAAGGACCAGAUGAGCGACUGUUACUACAAGAGCGGCUACAACACUCGCACGUGGGUCUGCUCCUGCAAAGAUGACGGCUGCAAUCCCGCCUCAAUGCCCUCCGUCGCCGCCUUCCUCCUGCCCCUCCCUGCCCUUGUCGCCGUCCUGAGGGGGCUAUACUAGCCUUCCUGUCCUUAUCCCUCCCCUUCCUCCCUCCUCUUACAUUUUCUUUCUAAAUGACCGGUGCACUUCUGUCUCCCUCACUUCCUACAGGUAAUCGCUCUUCCAUUUCUCCUCCAAAUAUGUCUCUUUCUGUCCAUGCUGUGGUUAUUGCUGUGUUGUCUGCUCAGCGUCCCCCCUCCCCUUCUCCGCCACUCCUCCCCUCCCCAUUCCCGUGGUAGAUGGUAGUGGAGGCACAUUAGUCCCCUAGAAGAUAAUGAGGCACAAACGUAGACCUUCCAGGUGUAAAAUGAAAAAAAAAAUGAAAAAGGUUAAAAAAAAUGGUUCCGCUUUUCCACGAAUCAUUGUUUUGUUUUGAAUAAUUAAAGGCAAGAGCCACUGAUCGUGCUUCUAUCGCUGAAAGGUAAACAUCCCCUUGCCGAGUGGCAUCACGAGCCUGGCCCUCCGUCAGGCAGUCCAGGCCGGCGGCGGCGGGUCUAAUACCGCAGGGUCGCCGGCAAGCGACAGCUCAAGGGCACAGUUGUGAUCUCAUAGUCAGAACCUUCACUGUAGAUAAAAUUAUUACGCAAGAAUCAACGCCUUUUCCAUAUAGUGUAGAUUUAAUCUAGUAAUUGUUAAUUGUUGCGACAGAUGAAUGUAGGGCGUAUAUAUGCGUUGAUUUAAGUUUUGUUGAUGUUAGCUUUGAGUCAAAAUUUUGUAGAUUAGAUCACCUCACUCCAAAUGCAAUACUAUAUAAUUAAUUGAUUUUUUCUGAUGACGCAGCUCAAGUGAGAGUCAUGUUAGAACGAGCGAAACUUCAAGUCAUACUUUUUUAUCUAACGACCGUGCCACCCACUCUCGCCGUGACGCCAUGGUCGACACACAGCAAUGACAGGGACAUCGUGCUUCCCCACCCGGCCUCAGCGGCACCUCGUCGAGGCCGACCGCGUUAUUGAUCGUGUCUUAACCCUGGAGGUCAGAAUCAAAAUUUUAUGGUGGAGAAGAGGAAGCGUGGGAUGGUAGAGACAAGAUUUUUCUCUUUAUUUUUCUACUGAGUAGAAAACAUUAUACAGUUCGGGAGGCGAGAUGCGCGUUAGCAGGAAGCAAUAAGAGUGUGUCGCGGGGGGUCGGGGGGGACAGGGUGUGGGCUGGCCCUACCAAGCUCCACCACUCAGAUCGGCCUUGUGAUGAGAGAAACUUACAUGAAAAUGGGAGGCUUACAUUUCUAAUCGGUCAAGUUAUCCAUUGUAUUUAUCGAAAAAGACAGCAAAAUGGCUGGUUUUAGUAAACAGGAAGUGUUUAUAAGGACAUAAGAACAUUAGAAAAUAAGGGGGGCUGCAAGAAGCCAUCGGGAUUACAGGUAGCAGUCCCUGUAUGAAGCAUGAUUAUCUCUUUCCACCUAUCAAAUCCAUCCACAAAUUUGUGAAAUCUUCUUUUAAAGCUCCCUAACAACCUGGUUAUUGGGUCUAUUCAAAUCAUUUACCACUCUGAGAAUAAAUUUCUUAUCUCUUCUUAAAUCAAACUUUGGGCUCCCGUCUUCAAAGAUAUGAAAUUAAAUAGCACGUCAUCUCACAGUAGUCUUCAACAACUUGUCUCAUUGCUACGUGCCUCUCAAACAGUCUCAAAAGAGCAGCCCCAUUGGUAUAGAAGAUUAGCCAACACCUACCAUGUCUUAAGUCACACUGCUGGACAGACUACAUAAAUCAUGAACAUGACUAUGGACAAGCCUUAUGUCUAACACAUUCUUACCAGCCUUUAUAAGAUAUUAAACUACAAAUCAAGUUACUAUUCUUGGCUGGUUAUAAAGGCCAACUGUAUCACACCCAACGUGAAACCUCUUAGUGAUGGAUCCUCAGCAGGGCUUGGAACUUCUUUUGCUCAUAGUGACGAGGUAAAAGUAAAUGAAAAGAUGGAACUGUUUUUGCUCAUUGUGACGAGGUACGGAGUGAGUGAAGAGGUAGCAAGUUGAAGUUAGUCACACUGUCUUACUAGUCAUGAAGAUUUUCAUAAAAGACAACCAUAAUUAUUUAUUUUUGAUGUGUCUAGUAUUAUUCUUCUAUCUCAUCAAAUAAAUACGCAGAGACAAUGUACUAAGACAGAGAGAGCAGGUUCGGUCGGCUCUGGGAAGUGUCCGAGCUUAGAAGGAUUGACACAUAAAUGGUAGUGGGACGCGAUAAAGUGAUGUUGGUGAUUAUAUGAAGUAAAUGAUUUGUUUUUAUAUGUUCAGGAACUGUCACGGAUCAAUUGCUUCGUCCUCUCUAGAAGCUCUAAGAGAAAGCACCAUGAAAUAUAAAUAUUGCAAAACAGCAACUGUAUUGACGUAUCAGAUGACAGCCGACCAUCACUCGGCAGCAAGCAAGGGUUGUGUCCUAAACAGGUGGGCCUCGGCGGGCCGAUCACACCCUGAGGCGACCGAGCUGAGUCUCUUGACCUGUGGCCUCCAACACAGUGUCACGAUUGUGACUGUUCACACGUAAGAUAUUGCUAAAUUAGGUUUAUGAAAUGUACAUAUAUAUUUUCACAAAUUUAGAAAAAAAAAAUAUACACUCUGAUCACUUUUAGAGUUUUCAACUUGGUGAAAACGACGAUCUUCAGUUUUUAAUCUCGAGCGCCUCAUAGGCGUGUCCCUCAACACACUAACUCAAGAUGACCAACUUUAGCUUCUUUAAAAGCUCGCAACAUGACCCAAACUUGGACGCUAUGUCGAGAGUAUUUGGUGUCAAGUAAAUAAUUGUCACUGAUAUGAAAGACAUUGUAUGCAACGAAUAAUAGGUACUGAGAGUGAUAGGUAUGCAAAGGUACGUUUCCAUGGGAGUGUGUGGUAGGAUGUAGGACAAACCCUUGCGUGCGUGGGCUCUCUGCCACACUUAGGAGGCACUUUGUACACUAGACUGAGAUACCUCAACACGUACACGAACCACAACACCAACGGAGUCCAGCCAAGGAUCCAGCGACGGGCGAGAAUAUUAGUUUUAUUCCGUCUCAGAUUUGCGUCCGUAACCGAGAGAAGGCUGUGCCGGCGGUUGGUCGUCGGCACGACGCGCUGAAAACGUGACGUCGGUGCCAAUUUGUGCCAUUGCUGUUCUGAUUGUUCAUUGUAAUGUUGGACUCUAUCUUGUGAAAUACUAUUUUGUAUUGGAAGAUAUUUUCGUAACAGAGAAGUAUCAAUUGAGAAAGACCAUCCCCUGUAAAAGUGUAACAUAUUGCCGUUGAAGUUUCAGAUAUUAAUACUGUUUUCUUUAUAACACUAUUCUUUUCUUGCAUGUAAAUAAAAGCUAAAUAGGUAA